Molecule: messenger RNA, 3321 nt
Organism: Orycteropus afer afer
Lineage: Eukaryota; Metazoa; Chordata; Mammalia; Tubulidentata; Orycteropodidae
Source: RefSeq, a predicted model, not a curated record
AUGCCGCAGAGAAGCCAAGGAGAUGCAGCCAGGAGGCAGCCAAGAUGCAGCAAGGGUGGGUCCCUGGCCGGGUUCAGCGGCGGUCCGGCGCCCAAUGCCUCAGUUUCCCGGAAUAUUGGUCCUCGGAGCACCAACCCUCUGACGUCGCAAGGCGGGCGGGGCCGGGGGUCGGCCGCCAGGGGGCGCGAGCGCGAGCGCGAGGCGGGCGCCGGGGAAGUCCGCUCGCAGGGAACCGAGCGUGGCGUCCGCGGGGUUGCACGGGCCCCGCCGGCCGAGGCGGAAGCCUGGGCGGGAGGCUGGAGGCGGAGCGGCUGCGCUGAGUCAGACCAGAUUGACCCGCCUGCAGCUUCCAGGGGCCGAGGUGACAGCGGGCCCGGGACUGGCGGCGGCAGCUGCCAACCGCGCCGAAGGGGACUGCUGAGUUGCGGAGAGCAGGUCAGAGGUAGGGCCUGGGCUGGGACCGGGGCCGGGGCCGGGCGGGGAGCGCGGGGCCUCUGUGCGAGGGCCAAGGGCACCCAUGCCCCGAGGGACGCGCUGCAUGACCGGGCCUGCACUGGCCGCUUCCCCGCGGCAGUCGCUGUUCUCGUCUGCAAGCGCCCGGAGCCGCUCUUCGGUCUCCUCUCGCCCCGGAUCAGGUUAUACAGCAUGGAGGCUGGCUCAGUGGUUCGUGCCAUCUUUGACUUCUGCCCAAGUGUAUCUGAAGAACUGCCCCUCUUUGUGGGUGAUGUCAUCGAGGUGCUGGCAGUGGUUGAUGAAUUUUGGCUUCUAGGAAAGAAAGAAGAUGUUACAGUAUUGGUGAGGAUUCAAGAAAUGGAGCAGGACUUGGAUAUGUAUAGCGGGCCUCAAGAAGAGCUCAACUUCAUGCUCGAGGAGAAGGAAGAUGAAUCAUUGAGAGCAGAGACCCCUGAGAACCUUGAGUUCUAUGAGAGUAAUAUUGAAAGUUUGGACAUGGAACUCCAGCAACUUAGAGAUUUGAAUGGUGCCAUUGAAGAUAAGGAAUCUAAAUACUGUGACAGGGCCAGGAAUGUUUAUCAAAAUGAUAAAAUCCACCUCCAGGCAAAGGCUCGGGCCACGAAUCAGGGUAACUGGAAUACAGAAGAUAAAGCCUAUGAUACUUUCUUUGCAAACCGUGAGAAUAAAUUUCAGAAUGACCGAGGGACGGAUUCUCUCCAUUACAUGGAAAAUGUGGCGUACAGUGGUGUGGACAUGCCAGGAAUCCCACACGUUGAUUUCGAGGGUCUUUUUGGAAAUAUGCAGAUGGUGAUUAAGGUCUCAAAGCAGUUACUGGCUGCUCUGGAAAACAGUGAUGCUGUAGGUACAAAUUAUAUUAACCUGGGCUCCUUCCUGAUCAAACCAGUGCAGAGAGUAAUGCGUUACCCACUGCUGCUAAUGGAGUUACUGAACACCACCCCAGAAUCCCACCCAGACAAAGUGCCUUUAACCAGUGCAGUCCUUGCAGUUAAAGAAAUCAACGUUAACAUUAACGAAUAUAAGCGUCGAAAGGACCUGGUCCUCAAGUACCGUAAGGGGGAUGAAGAUAGUCUCAUGGAGAAAAUUUCCAAACUGAACAUCCACUCCAUCAUCAAGAAAUCCAACCGAGUUAGCAGCCACCUGAAACACCUCACUGGCUUUGCUCCUCAGAUAAAAGAUGAAGUAUUUGAAGAAACAGAGAAGAAUUUCAGAAUGCAAGAAAGAAUGAUCAAAUCUUUUAUCCGUGACUUAUCUCUCUAUCUCCAGCAUAUCCGGGAAUCAGCAUGUGUGAAAGUGGUGGCCGCCAUGAGCAUGUGGGACGUGUGCAUGGAGAAGGGCAACCGAGAGCUGGAGCAGCUCGAGAAGGUGCAUCGCUACAUCAGUGACCAGCUCUUCACGAGUUUUAAAGAGAGGACAGAGCGGCUUGUCAUCUCCCCCUUAAAUCAGUUACUGAGCAUGUUUACGGGGCCCCACAAGCUGGUACAGAAACGCUUUGACAAGCUGCUGGACUUCUACAACUGUACUGAGCGGGCGGAGAAGCUGAAAGACAAGAAGACCCUGGAGGAGCUACAGUCUGCCCGGAACAACUACGAGGCCCUGAACGCCCAGCUGCUGGACGAGCUGCCCAAGUUCCACCAGUACGCCCAGGGCCUCUUCACCAACUGCGUCCAUGGCUACGCCGAGGCCCACAGCGACUUCGUGCACCAGGCUCUGGGGCAGUUACAGCCUUUGCUUUCAUUACUGAAAGUCGCCGGCAGGGAGGGAAACCUCAUCGCCAUCUUCCAUGAAGAGCACAGCAGAGCCCUGCAGCACCUGCAGGUGUUCACCUUCUUCCCGGAGACCCUCCCAGCUGCCAGGAGGCCAUUCGAGAGGAAGACCAUGGACCGCCAGUCUGUUCGAAAGCCACUCCUGGGUCUGCCAAGUUACAUGCUCCAGUCGGAAGAACUCCGGGCUUCCCUUCUGGCGAGGUAUCCCCCUGAGAAACUCUUCCAGGUCGAGCGGAACUUCAAUGCUGCUCAGGACCUGGAUGUCUCGCUGUUGGAAGGUGACCUUGUGGGUGUGAUAAAGAAAAAAGACCCCAUGGGCAGUCAGAACCGCUGGCUCAUUGACAAUGGAGUCACCAAAGGCUUUGUGUAUAGCUCCUUCCUGAAACCCUACAAUCCUCGUCGCAGCCACUCUGACGUCUCUGUCGGCAGCCACUCCUCCACUGAGUCAGAGCACAGCAACUCCUCUCCCAGAUUCCCACGGCAGAAUAGCAACAGCACCUUGACCUUCAACCCCAGCAGCAUGAGCGUGUCCUUUACCUCAGGGCCUUGCCAGCAGCAGCUUCCAGAUACAUCUUCAUUGAAGGAAAUUGACCAUGGAAGUCUCAGUGCGCCUUUAAACUUGGGUAGUUCAGAAAGUAGCUCUUCCAGAAACCUUUCAGACCCGGACUCGGUCUCCCAGCCAAGGCCGUGGGACUCUGCAGAUGCAUCCAGAGACGCUUCCCAACCCACUACCACCUCGAGGAGCUACCGACACUCCAGGCAUCCAGAAAUGGCUGGUUACUCCGUACCAGGGCGAAACGGACACAGUAAAGACCUCAUAAAAGAGUGUGCAAGAACAGCCCAGCCUGUGGAAGACAAGAAAGAAGAGCCAGAAAGCAGUGAGGCAGAGGGCAACCAGGUCUAUUUUGCCGUCUAUACCUUCAAGGCACGAAACCCAAAUGAACUGAGUGUGUCAGCCAAUCAGAGACUCAAGAUCCUCGAGUUUAAGGAUGUUACAGGAAACACAGAGUGGUGGUUAGCUGAAGUCAAUGGGAAAAAGGGCUACGUUCCUUCCAAUUAUAUCCGCAAAACUGAAUACACCUGA